ACACAAGCACACACACACACACACACACAGAGGUGGUGUAGCUGCCCAGUCAGGUACGGAUAUCCUGCAAAUCACAUUUCACACACAAACACACACACUCCUGCUGCCAACAUGCCAGACUCAAAGAUGGACGAGACUAAGAAAAAGAAGAAAAAGACGGCGGAGUGCUGUGGAUAUCCCAUCAGCAUCUUCUUCAUUGUGGUCAAUGAGUUCUGUGAGAGAUUCUCCUACUAUGGGAUGCGCGCUGUGCUGGUGCUGUAUUUCCGCUAUUUUCUGCUGUGGGACGAUGAUCUGGCAACCUCUAUCUACCAUGCGUUCGUGGCUCUCUGCUACCUGACGCCCAUCCUGGGGGCCAUCAUCGCUGACUCCUGGCUCGGCAAGUUCAAGACCAUCAUUUACCUGUCUAUAGUGUACGCGGUGGGCCAGGUCAUCAUGGCCGUCAGCACCAUUCAUGAUAUCACUGACAUUAACAGAGACGGCACACCGGACAACUUCACCUUCCACAUUGCUCUUUCUAUGCUGGGUUUGGUCCUCAUAGCUCUGGGCACUGGAGGAAUUAAACCGUGUGUUGCAGCGUUUGGUGGAGAUCAGUUUCAGGAGCAUCAGAGUAAGCAGCUCAACACUUUUUUCUCAGUGUUUUAUUUGUGCAUCAACGCUGGAAGUCUGCUUUCCACACUCAUCACGCCUGUGCUCAGAGCUCAGCAGUGUGGCAUCCACACGCAGCAGCAGUGCUAUCCACUCGCCUUUGGGGUCCCGGCCGCCCUCAUGGUGGUGUCUCUGGUGGUGUUUAUUGCUGGCAGUGGCAUGUACACCAAAACUGCUCCAGAGGGAAACAUUAUGGGCUCGGUGUGUAAAUGCAUAUGGUUUGCUCUAACUAACCGUUUCAGACAUAGAAGCGAUGUUUAUCCAAAGAGGGAGCACUGGAUGGACUGGGCGGAGGAGAGAUAUGACAAACUCCUCAUUGCACAGAUAAAGAUGGUGCUGAAGGUGUUGUUCCUCUACAUCCCCCUGCCCAUGUUUUGGACCCUGUUUGACCAGAAGGGCUCCCGCUGGACUCUUCAAGCCACCACCAUGACUGGAGACUUUGGAGGGUUCGUCCUGCAGCCAGACCAAAUGCAGACGGUGAACCCUAUCCUCAUUCUGACCCUGGUGCCCAUCAUGGACAGGAUUAUUUUCCCUCUCAUAAAAAAGUGUGGCCUCAAUUUCAGCCCUUUGAAGAGAAUGACGGUCGGCAUGUUGUUCGCCGCCACAGCGUUUGUUGCUGCUGCUCUGGUUCAGAUGGAGAUCGAUAAAACCUUGCCAAAUUUCCCAUCAUCCUCUGAGAGCCAGCUGAAGGUGGUGAACAUGAACAGCGAGUCUCUCAUAGUGACGCUGUCCUCCCAAGAGCCUCUACUGAUUGGCUCAUUUGAGAGCAGUCCAGAUUACAUUACGUUUGACCAGCAGAACAUCAGCGUAGCCUUUAACACAACUCCUGUGACCAGCAAAGAUUUGAGUUUAAUCAAAGGGAGCCGUCAGACCCUGUUCAUCCCCUCCAAUCUGGGUGAGAUGUAUCUGAAAGAAGACAUCAAGUCUAAACCAAAGGAAGGAAAGAAUGCUGUCAGGUUUGUGAACGGCUGGAAUGCAUAUCUGAACAUCACGAACCUAGAGUCCAGCCUUCAGCCUGCAGAAACGUCAAACUACACGCUGGUUUCUCAGGGCACGCGUAAGUUCACGCUCACCGAUGGUAAUCAGUUGUGUGAGUUUUCACGGAAGUUUGGCUUCGGUUCCUCCUACACUUUCCUGAUCCCCAGCAAUCUGUUCUCCACUGAUUGUGAGUCUAUAAAGGAGAUUGAAGACAUGCAGCCCAACUCAGUGCACAUGGCUCUCCAGAUUCCUCAGUAUUUCCUCAUCACUACAGGAGAGGUCAUGUUCUCCGUCACCGGCCUGCAGUUCUCCUAUUCACAGGCUCCCAAAAACAUGAAGUCGGUACUGCAGGCCGGCUGGCUGUGCACCAAUGCAGUGGGAAACAUCAUCGUGCUGAUCGUGGCGGAGCUGGGGAAACUUCCCAAACAGUGGGCAGAGUAUGUGCUGUUUGCGUCGCUGCUAGUAGCUGUUAGCAUCAUCUUCUCCAUCAUGGCGUAUUUCUACACCUACAUCGACCCAGCGGAGAUUGAAGCCCAGAUCCUGAAAGAGCAAGAGAUUGAUACAGACGACAAGAAGAAGAAGACGAAAGAGACUCUAGAAAUGGAGGAAAAGGAUAACAAGCAGGAAAUCAAACAAACCAAGAUUUAAGACUGUAAGAUUGACGUUACGUUAUAUGCUACCGUGCUAAAAUCUUCCCUUUAGUUCCGUAUUUAUUAAAACAGGCUUGAAAGACUGUGAACAGACAUGUACUGUAUGUUUAUGAUUGAUUUGCAGCCGUUGUUGAUAACUUUAGAUGAUUAUUGAUAAGAGCCAAUUGAGUCGACUAGCAUAUGUAGCAUUAAACAGGUAAUGUGUAUAAAACUUUUGGAUUAUGAUGUAGAUGGACUUUAGUGAGUGUUUUUGUGUGAGGUUUGAAGCUGAUAAUCAAUGAACGAUGAUACAGUGGUCUGUUUAUGGUAUUAAUGUUAUGUGUACACAACAACAGUAUGUCAAAAUAGCCAAGUUUACUUUAGUUUUUUUGUAGUUUUAAGUAUGGAUGACCAUGUUUGUCAAAUAAACUGUUAAUACAA
This is a messenger RNA of Danio aesculapii, 2693 nucleotides long. It is a transcript of the gene slc15a1a, whose product is annotated as solute carrier family 15 member 1a. The record is from RefSeq and is a predicted model, not a curated record. The coding region runs from base 112 to 2271 and encodes 719 amino acids. Gene Ontology annotation, cellular component: membrane. Gene Ontology annotation, molecular function: dipeptide transmembrane transporter activity. Gene Ontology annotation, biological process: oligopeptide transport; transmembrane transport. Lineage: Eukaryota; Metazoa; Chordata; Actinopteri; Cypriniformes; Danionidae. The transcript has 23 exons.